GCCCCCCCGACCCCACGUGGUUGGAGGUUUCCAGAAGCGCUGCCGCUGGGCCGCCGCGCAGCUCUUGGCCGUCCGAACGCGUUUGCCGCUUCGUACUUCCACCAUCUAGCGCCAUGAUAAGUGCCAGCCGAGCCGCGGCUGCUCGUCUUGUCGGCGCCGCAACCUCCCGGGGCCCCACAGCCGCGCGCCACAAGGAUGGCUGGAAUGGCCUUAGUCAUGAAGCUUUUAGAAUUGUUUCAAGGCGGGACUAUGCAUCAGAAGCAAUCAAGGGAGCAGUUGUUGGUAUUGAUUUGGGCACUACCAACUCCUGUGUGGCGGUUAUGGAAGGUAAACAAGCAAAGGUGUUAGAAAAUGCUGAAGGUGCCAGAACCACCCCUUCAGUUGUGGCCUUUACAGCAGAUGGUGAGCGACUUGUUGGCAUGCCGGCCAAGCGACAGGCUGUCACCAACCCAAACAACACAUUCUAUGCCACCAAGCGUCUCAUUGGCCGGCGAUAUGAUGAUCCUGAAGUACAGAAAGAUAUUAAAAAUGUGCCCUUUAAAAUUGUCCGUGCCUCCAAUGGAGAUGCCUGGGUUGAAGCUCAUGGAAAACUCUAUUCUCCAAGUCAGAUUGGAGCAUUUGUGUUGAUGAAAAUGAAAGAGACUGCAGAAAAUUACUUGGGGCAUACAGCAAAAAAUGCUGUGAUCACUGUUCCAGCUUAUUUCAAUGACUCUCAGAGACAGGCCACUAAGGAUGCUGGCCAGAUAUCUGGACUAAAUGUGCUUCGAGUAAUUAAUGAACCCACAGCUGCUGCUCUGGCCUACGGUCUAGACAAAUCAGAAGACAAAAUCAUUGCUGUAUAUGAUCUAGGUGGUGGAACUUUUGAUAUUUCUAUCCUGGAAAUUCAGAAAGGUGUAUUUGAGGUGAAGUCCACCAAUGGAGAUACGUUCUUAGGUGGUGAGGACUUUGACCAGGCCUUGCUACGACACAUUGUGAAGGAAUUCAAAAGAGAGACGGGGGUUGAUUUAACCAAAGACAACAUGGCACUUCAGAGGGUUCGGGAAGCUGCUGAGAAAGCUAAGUGUGAACUCUCUUCAUCUGUGCAGACCGACAUUAAUUUGCCAUAUCUUACGAUGGAUGCUUCUGGACCCAAGCAUUUGAAUAUGAAGCUGACUCGUGCUCAGUUCGAAGGGAUUGUCACUGAUCUAAUCAGGAGAACCAUUGCCCCAUGCCAGAAAGCCAUGCAAGAUGCAGAGGUCAGCAAGAGUGACAUCGGAGAAGUGAUUCUUGUUGGUGGCAUGACUAGGAUGCCCAAGGUUCAGCAGACUGUACAGGAUCUCUUUGGCCGAGCCCCAAGCAAAGCUGUAAACCCUGAUGAGGCUGUGGCCAUUGGAGCUGCCAUUCAGGGAGGUGUGUUAGCUGGUGAUGUCACAGAUGUCCUCCUCCUCGAUGUCACUCCCCUGUCUCUGGGUAUUGAGACUCUGGGAGGUGUUUUUACCAAACUUAUCAACAGAAACACCACUAUCCCAACCAAGAAAAGCCAGGUGUUUUCUACAGCUGCUGAUGGUCAGACUCAAGUGGAGAUUAAAGUGUGUCAGGGUGAGAGAGAGAUGGCUGGAGACAACAAACUUCUUGGACAGUUUACUUUGAUUGGAAUUCCCCCAGCCCCUCGUGGAGUCCCUCAGAUUGAAGUUACAUUUGACAUUGAUGCCAAUGGGAUUGUACAUGUUUCAGCAAAAGAUAAGGGUACAGGACGUGAGCAGCAGAUCGUGAUCCAGUCUUCCGGUGGGUUAAGCAAAGAUGAUAUUGAAAAUAUGGUUAAAAAUGCAGAAAAGUAUGCGGAAGAAGACCGGCGAAAGAAGGAACGGGUUGAAGCUGUUAAUAUGGCUGAAGGAAUUAUUCAUGACACAGAAACAAAAAUGGAAGAAUUCAAGGACCAAUUGCCUGCUGAUGAAUGCAAUAAGCUAAAAGAAGAGAUUUCCAAAAUGAGGGAACUUCUGGCUCGGAAAGACAGCGAAACCGGAGAAAACAUAAGGCAGGCAGCAUCUUCCCUUCAGCAGGCAUCACUGAAGCUCUUCGAAAUGGCAUACAAAAAGAUGGCAUCUGAGCGAGAAGGCUCUGGAAGUUCUGGCACUGGGGAACAAAAGGAAGAUCAAAAGGAGGAAAAACAGUAGUAACAAUAAACUUUGGAGUCAAAAUACGACGCUUGGGAGUGAAGGGAUUUCCUGAGCAGAAAUGGGCAAACUUCAGUCUUUUACUGUGUUUUUGCAGUAUUCUAUAUAUAAUUUCCUUAAUAUGUAAAUUUAGUGAGAAUUAGCUAAUGAUAAUUAAUGAGAAUUUCAACCAUACAAAGUUCAUAGUACUCUGUCAUUUUUUUCAGCAGCACGUAAAGAAAGGGUGGGGAGGGGGGAUGAUUUAUGGAUGAUUAUUGAAACAAUGUUUUGUGCUUUAGUACCCAUAUUUUCAAGAGGUGAAACUACCUCGAAACAUAAUAAUGAAGGUAGUCAGCCAUAGACCUGGAAUGAGAUCAUAUGGGGAUGGGAUCUUUCUAGUUAACUGAGAACUACUACACCAGCCUGUUACAUACUUAACAAGGUGUUCUUUAACUGAGGCUUUGCAAGGCAAGCCAGCUGUGUCACAUUGGGAGGUAGGGCAGGAGUAACUAUAUCAAUGGAAAAAUAGCUGUAAUAUACAGCUUUAAAAUAGGGCUCCUUAACUUCCCUAAGGCAUAUUUUUCUAGCUAUCUUCUGUUCUGUGACUGGCACUUGUGUCCUUGUUGAUUUUUUUUUUUUUUUUUGAUCCAUUCUGGGUUUCUUUUUUAAAUAAAUACAAAUAGCAUCUUGAUCUCUUGUUUUUGAGGAGUGAUGCUCUGGAGAUUUAGCUUCAGGAAUAGGACAUGAAUCCUACUUCCCAAUUCCCUGACCUAAAAAAGUCACUCAGGUUUCUAACAUUGGCCAAAAUUCAGGAUUUGGAAGGGCUGGUAUAAUGAAAUACUAUUACCAAGGACAAUCCAUCAGGAUUUGACUCUUUCUAUGUUUCUCCUGUUUAAUCCUGAAUGAGUUGCCUUGUCCCAUACUCUCUGAUACAGUUCUGGUUAAAUGCUGACACCUUCAGAAGCAGAAGGGUGACUGUCUUUCCUAUAUUAGUUAAGUGUGAAGAAUUAUUUACCAAAAGUUUUCCCACAGUCUCCCCCCCACACACCCUUUUGCGAAUUACUGUCAUAUACCAUGCCCAAAGGAAUCUGUCAGUCAAGAACAUGGCUUUAGACCCCAUCAGAUGUAAUGCCCUCUUUCAUUCUAUGAGAUCUAAAAAUGAAAUUGAUGUAUAAUUAAGUCAAUAUAGUGCUCUAAUGUGAAGGAGAUUGUUUACACAAGUAUUACAUUCCUGAAAAAUUAAGUGUUCCUUAACACCCAUGUAAACAUUUCUGGAGAUUCAUAUGAAAAAUAAAUUCUAGGCUCAAGUUUUCAGCUAUGUGAAAACUUGGGAACCUUGUGGGAUGUGCAA
Molecule: messenger RNA, 3483 nt
Organism: Neogale vison (American mink)
Lineage: Eukaryota; Metazoa; Chordata; Mammalia; Carnivora; Mustelidae
Gene: HSPA9
Product: heat shock protein family A (Hsp70) member 9
Exons: 17
Coding region: 114-2153 (679 amino acids)
Biological process (GO): protein refolding; cellular response to unfolded protein
Cellular component (GO): mitochondrion; cytoplasm
Molecular function (GO): ATP-dependent protein folding chaperone; ATP hydrolysis activity; ATP binding
Source: RefSeq, a predicted model, not a curated record